Ceraceosorus guamensis is the source of this 1777-nucleotide messenger RNA. RefSeq lists its product as hypothetical. The record is from RefSeq and is a predicted model, not a curated record. The transcript is spliced from 2 exons. Bases 231 to 1652 code for a protein of 473 amino acids. NCBI's taxonomy places the organism in Eukaryota, Fungi, Basidiomycota, Exobasidiomycetes, Ceraceosorales, Ceraceosoraceae.
UUGCGAUUGUGUAGCGAGGCCACUCUACGCCACUCAGCAGGACUGAACAGCUGAAUUGCUCAGCCAUGCAAAAAGCCUUGGUCGCUAUUCUCCUCCUCCUCACGCACAUGGCGCAACUUGUGCCCUUGCACAAGCGCAUACGCUAUCCCUCAGACGAUCACCACGCAAAUUCACUCGCGCCGCACUUGUUCCCUACAGCUCGAGUCGCUCACUGAUCAUUGUGAAGCUGGAUGCUUCCAAUGAAGCAUCGCUCCACAAAUGUGCGCACUCGCGCGAAGAGGAGCACAGACAAACGAUCGACGCACCGCCUCGCUCAUUUGCUCUCCUCUUGCUUGCUCACACUUUGCUGCAGUCUCCCCUGCGCAGGCCGCCCUUUAGACUUGAACAACGACAAUGGCUACGCUUUAAAGCUUUUCUCGGUUCCAACUCUUGCAUCGCAGGAAUUCGCUUUGCCGCGCUCACAGACUGACGCGCUGCUAAAGCGCCGCACCCCGUCACUGCCCAUCGUCGCUGGCAAAGGCGGCACGCCAGAAGAGACCGGCUUGAAUGGCAGAAUGCGACGAGCUCGACUGCAUCGCAGAGCUCCGCUGCUGCCAUUAGAGCAAGCGUCUAAAGGUGGGAAAGAGCUAGUGGAUAAGGCCGUGGGUGGGGCUUCUUCUGAGCAUCCGCCAAUCACCAAUGUCGAUAUUGGCAAGCAGCUCGAGAGGAAGCACAAGGGACCGUUUCGCCGUCUGCCUGACGGGGUCGGUUCAGCCCGAACGCUGGCCCGACAGAAGGAACGCGCCAAGCUUAGACGACAAGGAGUCAUCGCAUUUGCUCCUUCGGGUGCUCCUCACCAACCCUUGCAAGGCUCAUCGAUAGCGAGCGGCUCUUCUGCUCCGCAAACCUUUCCCGACGCUCCAGCCAAGGAUCUACCAGCAGUUCAUAGGCCUUUAAAGUACAGGUGGGGCGAAGGCUCCACUGCCACCCUUUACCGGCAAAAGAAGGAGCUCAUCAAGCAAGGGCGGGUGGAUGAGGUGGAGAAAUUGAUAGGUGAUCCGAGAUUGAGCAAGCAGGCAGCGACUCACAACCAAGGCCUGUCGGGAGGCCAAAUCUCCAAGGCACGGCAGAAGAUGAGGGUCCAAAAGAAGACGGAGAUCGAAAUUUGGACCAGAUAUCCGGGCGAUCCGAGAUCUGCUGGAACGCGCGUGAGGCAAAAGUUGUUGGAGGAAUUGUCUAGGGCAGGUCCAGAGCAUCAGCACCUCUGGCCCGUCGGCACUCCCGAAACUCAAGCUGCUCGACGCACGCAUGACCGCAACAAGCUGCGCGCAGAGGGUCUUUCCGACACGGAAGUGUGGCAGCGCGUUCCCAAGAAGGUAGGUCAAGGUCGAAAGGCUGCCGAUCAGAAGAGUCGUGGUGGUGGUGCGCGGAGGGAUCCUACCGUUGCUGGACCUGAGCUAGGAGUUGGUCCGGGAAAAUGGACCCGCCCGACACCGUUGAGUCGAGAUGCAGCACCACCUGCGCCGCCAGCAAAAACAAUCACGACUCGGAAGCCGGAGAGCAUUGCCAUUCCUGAAGCGGGACCUGUCACUCCUUCUAGCGUUCCCACCAGGCGAAAGAGACCCCUACCCUUCGACCUGAACUUACCUCCUUCGCCAGCAUCGCCGCAUUAGGCGCAAAUUCCAGCUAUGCCCGCAAUGGCACUGAUCGAAUGCACGCUGAUCAGGCGCAAGUCGAGGGCACAGGUAGUCCGGAACAUUUCUCGAUGUGCGGCACAGAGAGAGCGAGAGGGCGAAGA